This is a messenger RNA of Cucurbita pepo subsp. pepo (vegetable marrow), 1372 nucleotides long. The record is from RefSeq and is a predicted model, not a curated record. NCBI's taxonomy places the organism in Eukaryota, Viridiplantae, Streptophyta, Magnoliopsida, Cucurbitales, Cucurbitaceae.
AUUUACUCCUCACUCUCUCAUUUUUCGGUUUGACAAAUUCUUCUCUGUAUAAAUAUUCUCCAAAUUCUGAACUUCUUCGUCAAACUUUCGGUCUUGGUCUUCAUUCUUCAUUCUGGGUUCAAUUUCUAGACUCAGAAUCGAAGAAUUCUUUGCAGGAGGUGUUGCAGAUUAGAGCGGGGAUUCUUUUUUUCGUUGUUCGAUUUUUGAGGUCGAAGAAUAUGGCUGAUGUUGGUCAGAACAACACCGGUGAUUUUCCUGCUGUUCCUACCCAUGGCGGUCAAUAUGUGCAGUACAAUAUCUUCGGGAAUCCGUUUGAAAUCACCUCCAAAUAUCGUCCGCCUAUCAUGCCUGUAGGUCGCGGCGCCUACGGAAUCGUUUGUUCGAUUUUGAAUUCGGAGACCAACGAGAUGGUUGCGGUUAAGAAGAUUGCCAACGCGUUUGAUAAUCAUAUGGAUGCGAAGCGGACGCUCCGUGAGAUCAAGCUUCUCCGGCAUUUGGAUCACGAAAAUGUAAUAGGCAUAAGGGAUGUGAUUCCUCCACCUCUGCGGAGAGAAUUCAGUGAUGUCUACAUUUCCACUGAACUAAUGGACACCGAUCUUCACCAAAUAAUCCGCUCGAACCAAACUUUAUCGGAAGAGCAUUGUCAGUAUUUCCUGUAUCAGAUUCUCCGAGGACUUAAAUACAUACAUUCUGCAAAUGUCAUUCAUCGGGACUUGAAACCGAGCAAUCUACUGCUUAAUGCGAACUGUGAUCUUAAAAUUUGUGACUUUGGUCUUGCUCGUCCAACUUCGGAAAAUGAAAGCAUGACAGAAUAUGUUGUUACAAGAUGGUAUAGGGCACCUGAGUUACUAUUGAACUCUGAUUAUACAGCUGCUAUUGAUAUAUGGUCUGUUGGUUGCAUCUAUUUGGAGCUUAUGAACAGAAGGCCUCUAUUUCCAGGCAGGGAUCAUGUGCAUCAGAUGCGUUUACUGACUGAGGUAAAACAAUCUAUACAGAGUUUAUGCAGUUUUUUGGUUAUAGACUAUCCAAUUUUGACUAUUAAAGAUUUAGCUGAUGUGAAAAUGUUCCAGAGAAUUUUUGUUCCUGGACAGUUCUUGUGAUGUCUCUUAAUAUGAUCAUUCUAAGUUUAUAAUCUGAAUUUUGUUGACUAUGACACUCUGUCAAAGAUAAUUUCUUGGUUCUGUUUGGAUAGUUUUCAUCAGUUUCCAUUUUUUUUUUUUUUUUUUUUGCUCCACGUUUGAUCGUUUGAGUUGUGCUUAUGUUGUUUUCUUAGUAUUUAUUUGUGUUUGUAACGUCGAAUCUGUAUUAUGUAUAGCAAACUAAAUUAAAUGCAAACUCAAUUAAUGAAAGUUCUAUUCAUAAUGUAUUCUCA